Molecule: messenger RNA, 592 nt
Organism: Arabidopsis lyrata subsp. lyrata
Lineage: Eukaryota; Viridiplantae; Streptophyta; Magnoliopsida; Brassicales; Brassicaceae
Product: NADH dehydrogenase [ubiquinone] 1 beta subcomplex subunit 2
Exons: 4
Coding region: 139-348 (69 amino acids)
Cellular component (GO): mitochondrial inner membrane
Source: RefSeq, a predicted model, not a curated record
CCUUACUAAAAGUUGCGACUCACAUGGUGGAAUCAAAUCUCAGGUAGUAUUAUUAUUUGUCAAAGCAGAGGAGAAAGAAAGCUUUCGGUCUGAAAUUGAAGUGCGAAUCGGGGAAUCUAGGGUUUCGAGAGAGAGAUAAUGGGUGGAGGAGGACAUGGCGGAGGUAUAACUUACAAGGGAGUCACUGUUCACACUCCCAAGACUUGGCACACCGUCACCGGAAAAGGCUUGUGCGCCGUUAUGUGGUUCUGGAUUCUGUACAGGGCAAAGCAAGAUGGUCCUGUAGUUAUGGGAUGGAGGCACCCUUGGGAUGGCCAUGGUGAUCACGGUCACGGGGAUCAUCACUAGGUCUCACUGAACCUUUGAAGAUCAUGACGAAAAAAGGGAUCGUCUCUUGUUUUUUAAUUUUCAGCUUCAUAUGUCGAAAUAAAGACAACUGUGAAGAAGACGUGAAUUGUUUUUGUACACAACCUUGUAAGACUUGCUGCUUCUGUUUUAAGUUACUGCUUGUGUUGCACUUCAUGAUGAUGUUGUCAUUUUGCUGUCUACAAAUUAAUUUGAAAUAAAAUGCAUUGCGAGAUUCGUGUUUUUA